Formica exsecta is the source of this 2342-nucleotide messenger RNA. RefSeq lists its product as uncharacterized. The record is from RefSeq and is a predicted model, not a curated record. The coding region runs from base 665 to 1837 and encodes 390 amino acids. The transcript is spliced from 6 exons. Lineage: Eukaryota; Metazoa; Arthropoda; Insecta; Hymenoptera; Formicidae.
CUAGAAGAUUCCAAACGCGAUUAUUUGUUACGAUUAUAACAAUUAGCGGCUAUCUGCGCGAUUAAUUAAUUAUUAUCAACUCAAUUAGUAUCGCGCUAUAUCAGUAUAAAGCAGUAGAUGUUAUUUUCAAAUUUUUUGGUCAAAACGUUGCCAAUGCAGAAGGACUUUACUGGAAUAGUUUCGUAAUGUAUUUAUAGUUAAUCAAUUUAUACGACUAUAUUUAACGAUGUAUUUUAAUCAUUGUCAAAACUACGUAGCAAAAAUAAAAUUUUUGUUCAUAUGUAGUCUAUUAAAGUACAUGUUUCGUGUACUUAUUGGAUCAAAAUUUACGAUACAGGAUAAAGGACGAAAUAUUUUCGGAUAUUACAUUUUGCGGAUAUUUAUCUUCAAUUUUAACUUGUAGAUUUAUUUAUUUAUGUUAUAAUGCGAGAUGAUAAAAUGCGAGUUUAUUCGUUAGCAACAGUGAUAACAUCGCCGCGACAAGUGACUUAUUAAGUUAGCUCUGUAAUUUUCAGUGUCGAAUAAAUCGUAGGUAUAUGCGAUCGCUUUCACGUUAUUUUCCCGUCGUAAUACACAUAAAUACGUGUCGCGUGCGAUUAACAUUGAGAGUGCCGUGCAAAGUAUCGUGCGAUUAUCGUAUUUUACUGCGCGAUCGUAAUUAACAAUGUUUUCGCGAGUGAGUGCCAUGAAGGAAAAGCAAAGACGAACAAGAGAAGAGAAGGAAGCUGGAACGAGAAACGGUGGAGCAAUCAUAGAAUCAACUGUUGUGUACUACAACUGCACCAUUGUAUGCAUCGUACCGAACAACGUCAUUUUCAAUUGUAGUAAGACUUGCGGCUACGGUAAAAGUUCCAAGUCACCGGCUUAUCGCGGUUACCACGUCAGAGAAAAAAAAAGCAGAUCGGGCACCCCGUCGACCCGGCGGUCCCGAGGCCCAGCAGCCUCUGGUGAUCUUGCUGCAGCCCGGCAGCGCCGAAGAUCUGUCGAACUUGCCGUUGCCGGAUCUGGUGCAGUCGGCCGUAGAUCAGCUGCCACCACUGUCGCCCCAGGUGACAGUUUCCGUUCCCAACAGCCCGAUGAGAGACGCGACCUUCCAGUUUCCCGAGUGCGUCAACGGCGGCGGUGCACCGCUGCCGAGCCCAAGGCCGCGGCCGCGAAGACGCUUCUCAUUAUUAAUUUACAUGUCACAACGAGUCUUAAAGGAAGAUGUUUGUGCUUUUUUUUAGAUCGGGCACCCCGUCGACCCGGCGGUCCCGAGGCCCAGCAGCCUCUGGUGAUCUUGCUGCAGCCCGGCAGCGCCGAAGAUCUGUCGAACUUGCCGUUGCCGGAUCUGGUGCAGUCGGCCGUAGAUCAGCUGCCACCACUGUCGCCCCAGGUGACAGUUUCCGUUCCCAACAGCCCGAUGAGAGACGCGACCUUCCAGUUUCCCGAGUGCGUCAACGGCGGCGGUGCACCGCUGCCGAGCCCAAGGCCGCGGCCGCGAAGACGCUUCGCCUCGGAGAGCUCCAUCAUGGAGACAGGCUCGAGCGAGGUGAGCAACUGCAACAACGGUAGCAGCUGCUGCUGUCUGAUCCUCAACGAGAGGCAAUCGUGGACGAGCGUGGGUGCCAAUCUCAGGAACAUCGCCGGCGACUUCCACGCAUGCAGGACCAAGGAUGCCGAGACCGAGAAGUCGAGGUUGCCAGUGAUCGGUCCGGGUCUGUCCAACGGUCGCAACAGUAACUCGUCAUCCACUGACAGUCUUCUGUCGUUGCUGAUUCCGACGCCGUUGCGAGAGACCCUCUGGGCAACGGUGGCUCUGUACCUCGGCUGGAGACUCGUCUCCCGCCUGCGAUAGACGCGCCGGUCUCGCCCAGCCAUCGUUCCCGCGGGCCCGAUCAGCGAUCGUGUCAGCGACCGGAACGACGGCGUUGUGAGCCGUUAGAACGGACGGACUUCCGCCAGCAAUUCCCGGAUGUCUUCCGGAAGUCCUGGAAUCCUCGACCGGACUGAUCGUCUCGAGAGGAGGUAGAGUCUGCGGCGCGUACUGCGGAUCUCACUUUGCGAUCGGACGAUGGAUUAUGAUCGAGGUAGAAUGUAUCGAGAAGACGAACAGUCUCUUGUUUGAAUAUUCACUCCGAUAACUCCGAUUGUAUUUUGUAUAUCUGUUUUGUAUCUUGCGCGUCCCUGCCGCACGCGACUACGCGAGAAUGUGCUUGACCGAUUUCGAUCGUUUUCUGAGGUACUAUCUGACUGCUUAGAAGAUAUUAAUAUAAUUGAUCAUGACGAUAAAAGUAUUGAUGGUGGAUCCAUGUAUUUCUAAUUUUUGAUGAUAAAUAAUUUGAUUAUUGAUUGAUUUCAUA